Messenger RNA from Brienomyrus brachyistius, 2084 nucleotides. It is a transcript of the gene aldocb, whose product is annotated as aldolase C, fructose-bisphosphate, b. Bases 153 to 1247 code for a protein of 364 amino acids. Gene Ontology annotation, biological process: glycolytic process; fructose 1,6-bisphosphate metabolic process. The transcript is spliced from 9 exons. Gene Ontology annotation, cellular component: cytosol. Gene Ontology annotation, molecular function: fructose-bisphosphate aldolase activity. The record is from RefSeq and is a predicted model, not a curated record. Lineage: Eukaryota; Metazoa; Chordata; Actinopteri; Osteoglossiformes; Mormyridae.
CUAAGCCCCGCCCCCAAAUGGCCCUGUUUUGUAAGUCGUCACGUAGCUCUGCGGCACAGACCCUCAGUUCUCCGCUCUGCUUACACAUACCAGUCCGACGGCCGGUAACCUCCUCCUCUCUCCUUUUACAGGACCCAUAAGCCAGAGCCAAGAUGACGCACCAGGUCCCCGCCCUCACUGCUGAGCAGAAGAAGGAGCUGCAGGACAUCGCCCAACGCAUUGUGGCUCCCGGGAAGGGCAUCCUGGCCGCUGAUGAGUCUGUGGGCAGCAUGGCAAAGCGGUUCAAUCAGAUCGGUGUGGAGAACACGGAGGAGAACCGGCGGCUAUACCGGCAGCUUCUGUUCACUGCCGACACGCGCAUCGACAGCUGCAUUGGUGGCGUCAUCUUCUUCCACGAGACCCUGUACCAGAACACCGACGAUGGCACAUCAUUCACCAAGUUGAUCAAGGACCGGGGCAUGGUCGUGGGCAUCAAGGUUGACAAGGGUGUGGUACCACUGGCUGGAACAGACGGAGAGACCACCACCCAGGGCCUGGACGGCCUCUCUGAGCGAUGUGCCCAGUACAAGAAGGACGGGGCCGACUUCGCCAAGUGGCGCUGUGUGCUGAAGAUCAGCGAGCAUACGCCCUCCCAGCUGGCCAUCAUGGAGAACGCCAACGUGCUGGCCCGCUACGCCAGUAUUUGCCAGCAGAAUGGAAUCGUGCCCAUUGUGGAGCCUGAGAUCUUGCCAGAUGGCGAUCAUGACCUAAAGCGCUGUCAGUAUGUCACGGAGAAGGUCUUGGCUGCUGUAUACAAGGCCCUGUCAGACCAUCACGUGUAUCUAGAGGGCACCCUGCUGAAGCCCAAUAUGGUGACCCCAGGCCACGCCUGUCCCAGCAAGGUCACCGGGGAGGAGAUCGCCAUGGCGACUGUUACCGCCCUGCGUCGCACAGUCCCUCCCGCCGUCACCGGUGUGACUUUCCUGUCUGGAGGUCAGAGUGAGGAAGAGGCUUCCAUCAACCUGAACGCCAUCAACACUUGUCCCUUGGCCAAGCCGUGGGCGCUCACCUUCUCCUACGGCCGCGCCCUGCAAGCCUCUGCCCUCAACGCUUGGCGUGGGCAGAAGGAGAACGAGAAGGCUGCCACGGAGGAGUUCAUCAAACGGGCGGAGGUCAAUGGCUUGGCGGCACUGGGCAAGUACAUCUCCAGUGGAGGCGGCAGCGGAGCAGCCGGGCAGUCCCUCUACGUAGCCAAUCAUGCUUACUGAGCUGCCCAAUCACAGCCGUGUUCCAGCUUCUGCUGACCAAUAGUAUCUUCUGCUGCUGCUAUGGUUUUUUUUUUUCCCUUCAGUGUCAUCAACCAGCACAAGCCUUCGCUGUCUUCAGUACUUUAGGUCACUAUAUUUCUAAAAUGAGUGUUGAUAUUAGAUUGUAUGUCGUAUGAAACGUAUCAGGAGUGGUUUGGCUGGGAGAAGCUACUGGAGAAAUAGCUAGCUGGGCAUUACAGAUUAAUACUAUAUUUUAUAUAUAUAUAUUAUAAUAUAGUGUUUAACUGUUCAGGAGAACGUGGGUUAAGUGUUAUGGGUACUAAGCACUUUCUUAGAUUAGAAUCCGGAAGAAGACACAUAUUGAUGCAUAAAUACAGACUGCGAUGGAGUUUCAAAGUAUUUCCCUGUUUGUGGGCAGCCUGCAUGAAUACUAUCAUACUGGCAGUGUUGUCCUUUCAUUAUUUAACACAGCAAUGGUAGCAGCUUGGGAAGAAUUGUAGCUGUAAGUGACUAAAUACUAUCAAUCUCUUAUCUUACCUGUCUUUCAACCAAGUUGUGGGAUGCUAUCGUCACUAAAGAAUAUGAUCGUCAGUUUAAAUUGUAGCAAUGUUGUGUGUGACUUUGUGCUCCCAGUGUGUGUGAUGCUUCCGUGUCAGUCUGCAUCCCGCCCUUUUCCCAAGCGCGCAGCCAGAAGCUCACUCACCCGGGGCGUCUCUGCUUGCUGUCCAAACAGCUAUUGGCUGGGUCUCUCAUGUGGGUGUGGUCUACUACUGUGAUAGAUGUGUUGUCCACCUGGUGUACCAAAUAGUGAAGAAAAAUAAACUAGACAUCUGGAAA